Hansenula ciferrii is the source of this 798-nucleotide messenger RNA. Its product is annotated as PRCC domain-containing protein. The coding region runs from base 1 to 798 and encodes 265 amino acids. The record is from RefSeq and is a predicted model, not a curated record. The transcript has a single exon. NCBI's taxonomy places the organism in Eukaryota, Fungi, Ascomycota, Saccharomycetes, Phaffomycetales, Wickerhamomycetaceae.
AUGUCUUUAGUGCAAUAUUCUUCUUCUGAUGACAGCAGUGAUGAUGAACAACCAACAGUGAACUCAUCUGUAAAGACAACAGUCAAUUCAACAUCAAACAACAUCAUAUCAAAACCAACUGGUUCUGGAACUUCCAUUUCAAGUUUCUUACCUCCUCCAAAGAAUAGACAACCGCCUAAAAAGGAACCUAGAGUAUUAGGGAAAGCUAUAAAGAGUAUUGCAGGUGAAAGUCAAGUUAAUCCUGAUAAUAUUGUAUUAGAGAAGAGUUCAAAACAAGUUACUUCAUUUAUACCAAGUUCAUUAAGAAAUAAGAAAUCAACUCCAAAAUCAAAAGUAAGUGAUAAUGAAACUACCACGACAACUACAUCCAAAAUACAAGAACCAAAAUCUCAAAUUGAGUUAUUCCAAACAAUAAAAUCCAAACCUAAACCAAUUACAUCAAAUCAUACUAAAUUAGAAAUACGACCAAUUAUAGAUGAACCAGAAUCAAUUGAACCUAUAAUAACAUCACCACAACACAAUGAAGAACAUCCAAACAAGAAAAGAUCAAGAGGUGAAGAUAUACCAGACCCCUCCAAUAUCAAAGAAUUUAAUGUAGAUAAGUUUUAUCAAGAAAAUCUUGAAUUAAAAGAUCAAGGAUUAUUACAAGAGAAUAAGAAAUUACAUACAAUAACUAAUCAUAAGAACCAAUUGAGUGCGCUAGUGAAGAAUGCUCAACAGGAUGGUGACCUAUUGAACGAACGCAUUGAGCAUAACAAACGACUCAAGAAAGAACGAGGAGACAAGUAUGGAUGGUGA